UCUUUCUUAUGAUUAUUAUCAAGAAUAUCAAGAUGAACUGGUAUAAGUGAGUUAAUGAUAACAAUUACUUAAAAGAGAAAUUCCUCAGAUUUGUUCUGCCAACUCUCCUCCAAUUACAUGCUACUGCAAAAAGCAAUUAGAAGUCUCAACAACCUUCACCAGCAUCAAUUUGUUUUUCACUUUUUCUACCAUUCCCCACUCAAACUCAUUCCUACCAACUUUGCUAACCACCUCCAGGUUUGUAAUACUAUAAACCAACGAGUCAGGACCAAAGCUAAAGGGAAAAAGAAGAUGGCAUGUAAGGGCAUUCAUUGGUUCCUCUUGGCACAUCUCCUAGUGCAAAUAGCAAAGAUAAAUGCAAGAGUUCCAGCGAUUAUAGUGUUUGGAGACUCUUCUGUGGAUUCAGGGAACAACAACAAUAUCUCUACAAUGCUAAAGAGCAAUUUCGAGCCUUAUGGUAGAGAUUUCAUUGGUGGUCAGCCCACUGGAAGGUUCUCCAAUGGCCGGAUUCCGACAGACUUCAUUUCUGAAGCUUUUGGGAUCAAGCCAACAAUACCUGCAUAUUUGGAUCCAACAUAUGAUAUCAAAGAUUUUGCUACUGGAGUUUGCUUUGCUUCUGCCGGAACGGGUUAUGAUAAUGCUACUUCCAAUGUGCUAUCUGUAAUACCUCUGUGGGAGGAAUUAGAAAACUAUAAGGAAUUCCAGAAGGACCUGAGAGGAUAUCUUGGCGAGGAGAAAGCUAACGAGGUUCUGGGUGAAGCACUCUACCUGAUAAGCAUGGGAACCAACGAUUUCCUAGAGAACUACUAUCUACUUUCAGAAAGAUCAUCAGAGUUUUCCAUUGAGGAGUACCAGAAUUUUCUAGCAGGUAUUGCAGGGAAUUUCAUCACGGAGCUCUACAAUCUUGGAGCUCGCAAGAUAUCCAUAGGUGGGCUUCCUCCAAUGGGGUGUUUGCCAUUGGAGAGGACCACAAAUAUCUUGUUUGGGAGUGAUUGUGUAGAGGAAUACAACAAUGCAGCCACAGAUUUUAAUGAAAAGUUGAAGGGAUUGAUCGCAAAUCUUAACAAGGAGUUAACUGGAAUCCGCUUAGUGUUUGCAAACCCAUAUGAUAUUCUCUUCGAAAUGAUUCAGAAUCCAGAAUCCUUUGGAUUCAAAGAAACAGCAAUAGCAUGUUGCGGAACCGGAUUAUUCGAGAUGAGCUACUUGUGUGGUAACAUAAACCCAUUCACAUGUUCAGAUGCAAGUAAAUACGUAUUUUGGGAUUCCUUCCACCCCACAGAGAAGACAAAUGGUAUCCUUGCUGAUCAUGUGAUGAAAAAUAGUCUAGCUGAGUUUCUAUGGUGACUAGAGGGUAUAAUGAAUCAUGUGCAUAUGAUAGGAUUAAUCUUAUUGAUUCACAGUAUUGCUCUUUCUCAGUUGUUAGAGUUUUGACAACUCCAUAAAAAAUGAAACAAUUCAAACAUAUUCAAAAUUGAAGUUUUGUUUGCAUCACCUGAGAUUCGCCCUGAACUUCACUAGGAGCACAAUAAUUUUAUUUUAUUUUAUUUUUUUAAAAAAAACAAGGCCAUAUAUAAUGCAACAGGCAGAAGGAUUGGAUGC
Messenger RNA from Corylus avellana, 1599 nucleotides. RefSeq names its product GDSL esterase/lipase At4g26790-like. The record is from RefSeq and is a predicted model, not a curated record. Lineage: Eukaryota; Viridiplantae; Streptophyta; Magnoliopsida; Fagales; Betulaceae. Gene Ontology annotation, molecular function: hydrolase activity, acting on ester bonds.